AUGCUGGACCUCAAGGGCAAAGUCGCACUUAUCAUCGGGCUCGGCCAAACGGGAACAGAAGGAUGGGGCAUCGGAGCUGCAUGCGCAGUUCUCUUCUCUCGACAAGGCGCCCUGAUAUUCGGCGGGAACCGUACCCUUGCAUCCACGACGAAAACAACACAAACGAUACACGAAGAAGGUGGAGUCUGUGAUAUCGUCACUGCAGACGCGACGGAUUCUUCCUCUGUGAGAGCACUCGUAGCUGCUUGCCUAGAGAAACAUGGCCGCAUCGACAUCCUCCUGUGCAACGUCGGUGUUUCGGCACCCGGGAACCCUGCAACAAUGAACGAAGAAACCUGGGACGCACAAAUAAACAUCAAUUUGAAGAGCGUGUAUCUAGCAUGCCACCACGUCUUACCCGUUAUGGAAGCGCAACCUACCGGCGGCGCCAUCGUCUGCAUCUCCAGCAUCGCAGGCAUGCGGUACAUCGGUAAGCCACAGAUCGCUUACAACACUGCGAAAGCGGCGAUCUUGCAGUUUAUCAAGGCUACAGCGGUCAUGUAUGCCGAUAAGAAUGUUCGGCUGAAUACCGUGGUUCCGGGGUUGAUGGAUACGCCGUACACCAAGAGUCUGGCGGACCGGUAUGGGAGGGACUAUCAGGAAUUCAAGGAAGGAAGAGAUCGACAGGUGCCGAUGGGCAGGAUGGGAGAUGCAUGGGAUGUGGCAAACGCGGCGUUGUUCUUGGUCAGUGAUGAGAGCAGAUAUGUUACUGGGCAGAAGAUCGUUGUUGACGGAGGGAUUACGGCGACCACCGCGAGCGCGGCAGAUCCUCCCGUGCCACCAAUAAUCUCCAUAACAGCGCCAGAGGAUGACUUUUUCCAUCCUGAUGCACGAGAAUUUCUGCAACACUGGGAAAGCAAAUAUACCGACCGUGCAUGCACUGUUUCUCAGGCGGAAUUCUUUGCACCAGUGGAAUUGUUGGUCGAUGAAGACGCCUCGACUUCCAGCGAAGCUCGAUUCGAGGACGAUGACAUCCCCCUACAUCCAUCAGCACCUCAGAUCGUUGUCAGCGAACCAGAUGCGGUUUUCGAAUCGCGCAUCUCUUUGGACGAGAAAUCUACUCCUAACAAAGCGUCGCGUGCCGAUACGAGAACAACUUUCCUAGGCGAUAUAGAUGAUCCAGCGCAAGCUACACCAAAGUUGCGUCAGCGGAGACAUAGCACUAUUAGUCUUGUACCUGAUCGAAAAUCAUCCCACAACACUCAGCCGCCUGGGGAGGAUUCUCAGCCCCGUCCAACCCCUAGACCUUGGACGACAAAGGAGUACCAUCCUAAGAAUGGAUGGAGAAUAAAAGUGCGAUAUGCAGCUGGCAGUCCAACAGGAUCGAUCGUUGAUGUGGUCGUUGUCUAUUUGUACAACUCUGCUUUGAGCGACAAACUAGACCGGGAUGCGGAUAUUGCAAUGUUCAAUCAUUAUGAACAUCCUGAGCCUCCCGAUCGAGAGACGUCGCCCACUAGAAAGAUCCAGCGUGCAAGAACAGAGCUUGACAAGCAACCAAAAAGAGACGGUAUCGGGUUCACUACGCCUAAUCAUUGGGCCUCACCAGUCGAUCCGCAUAGGUCGCGACGUCAGCACGUAAACUUAUUGACAGAUACAAAGAUGCUGCGAGAGCAAGUGCCAGGUAUGCGGCUCACCACAGUGGGAUUUGACAUCAAGCCGAACCUAGCAAACAGCCUUAACCCUGAGGCUGCAGCACAGCAAUUGUACGACCAUCUUCAACAACAUCGUAGAGAGCACAAAAGGGCCCCUAUGAUCUUCAUAGGACAUACCCUAGGGGGACUGUUCGUCGUUAAGGCCUUGGCAAAAUACCAAGAUGUUUCACCAAUCGCCAGCGAUAUAUUGACAGAUACAGCCGGUGUCUUCCUUUUCUCAUGUCGCACGACCUUUCCAGAUUCUCAGAUACAGGUACUCGCUAAUCUUUAUGGGGCAAGGUCUACUGACAAGCUUUUUACUGAGCUUUCUAAGAGCUCCAUUGCGCAAGAUAUUGGUAAAGCUGUGAAUGGUGGGCUGUGUUCCAAGUAUCCCCGCACUGAGUCUUCAAAUGCGACACAGCGUGAGCAUAAGCGAUCUCAGUGUGUCUCGAUCGGGUUCCCCGUUUUCCAGGUACUUGCUCGAGGCGAGGUCGAAGAUGCGCUUGGUAACGUCCUCGGUGUGCCCCUGCGGACAAUAGCCAUUGGCAAAGAACCAUCAAACUGUUUCAGGUUCUCCGGACCUCAGGAUCCUGAUUUUGUACACUUGAUGACGUUGAUACACUCUGCCUUGCAAACCCAUAAGCUUCUUCAUGCAGCAGCUUUGGGUCGGGCCGACGAUAUCCACUCCAUGAUUCGAAGAGGAGCGAACGUUAAUUUGCGGGAUAGAUGGAGUCAAACAGCGUUGCAGGUCGCCGUCCGUCUGAAUCACGAGAAGGUUGUGAUCAGACUUUUAGGCGGAAAAAAUGUCGACCCGAACCCGCGAGACAAGUUAUCGAAUACUCCACUCCAUUAUGCGGUUCGGACUGGUAAUGAGACGAUCGUAAGGGCACUCAUCCACAACGGCGCAGACAUCUCAAUCGAAAAUCAACGCAAGAGAACUCCUAGGGACCUAGCAGAAAAACAGAAAUCGCGUAAACACAUUUCCAAACUGUUGAAAAGCAAAUUGAUGAGUGGACCAGAUCAAAGCCCUUCAAGCAAGCUGAUCGGGUCAGGGAAGUCUCCUACGUCACAAGACGCUAUAAUGGCUUGCAAAAACUCUCAAAUUACGGUCACGGAGAUAUAUUCCACCAGGAAUAGCGACAGACAUUGGAGUGUCAGCGUCUCGGUGGACUCGUUACUCUAUGGAACAAGCACUCUUGAGGACAUACUUGACCAAGUGAGGCCACAAGCUGUCAAGGCAGAGUCGCCAGUUUGUGUGUGGAUCCAUGUUCCCGAAAACAACAUGGUCUGGUUGGAAGACUUGUUUGCUAAGCUUCGUCUCCACCCAGCGAUUUGGCAAGACACAAAACGCUCAGUCACGGAAUCGCUACGAAACCGCGCAAUCACUCCUCAUGUAAACUUUGGCGAUACCAGAUCGCUAUUCUUGCCUUAUCUGAGUUACGAGGCCAAUCUUCGGCAGGCUAGGCGAACUUCACACAUCCAAGAAGUGGAUGCGAAAUAUCAAGAGAGAAGAAACGCGGAGCUUCCUUUUGCGACUAGUACGCUAUCUGCACUCACGGAGGGUAGCAGUCGAGCGAGCACUGUUGAAAGAAGAUCCCAGUUGCAAGUCCCGAAAGGGAAAGAUCUGGAGAGCUAUCCUUACCUUGAAGAAGAUUCGGACUCCGACUUCUCGGACAUUUUCGAAGCUGAUGAUCCCGAUGAGUUGGAAGAGGAAGAAAAAGCACUGAUCAACGCUUAUCUAUACAAUCCACCAGCUUUGCAUGUUCGCCGCACCCUAGAUCAAUACUACUACCACAUGCUUGAAAGUACGCACGAGCGGGAUAUAGAUCAAGUUGUGUCUCGGUGGGCCCAGAAAGUAAAGUCCGAACCAAAGCACAACAUCCUAAUGGUCGAUCAGCUGUGGUUAUGGAUUGGGCACAACCGCGAGGCCGCUGCACCUGGCGAGCACGAGAUGGAAUUACUAAGGCGACGGAACCGCAGCAGCGACAGGGUCAGGGUAACUUCACCCGAACGAAACAGGUUUCAAUACGUGGUGUCUUGUUUCCCGAAUCGCACCGGGAGCGGUCAGCUUUCCCACCGCACUCUCGACGACCUCAGGCUACGGGUACUGGAUCCGAACAGUCGGAAGCGAGAUCCCAUUCGCAAGCCUGAAGAUCUCGUUUCAAGGAUUAUGGAAACCUGCUGCAAUAUAUUCGACAGGAUGCAAGAUGUGGAGUGGCUUCGCUUCUAUCAAAUGUUUGAGGACUCCGUCGGUACCAUUGACGACAAAGAAAGCAAAUUGUUCCGUGUAUUUCAGCAAGGGUCUAAUCAACUUCUUCAGCUCGACAACGGAAACAAGUACUACAACGAGAAAAAGAAUAAGCUACUAACAGAUCUGCUUGAUAUCGGGACAGAAAUUGAAUUGCUCGUAGAGGUCAAGGACAUUCGCGACGAAGUCAACAUCAUUCUCACAGUCUUGGACAUACAACGAAAACUCGUCGACCACAUGAUCCAGCCAGUGGGAGAGGAGAAAGCCUUGUUAGGUACACCAGUCGUCAGCAAUAUGAUCCAGGCCGACAUCAACGACUUCACGAAACUGGACAGCCAGGCCAGGACUAUUCAGGGAAAGCUGAAUACACUAAUGGAUCUCAAGCAAAAGGCCGCGAAUGCAUGGGAAGCAAAGGAGGCCCGCGAGACUGCCGUCGCCGCUGGAAAGCAAGGCAACACAGUACUUGUUUUUACCGUCGUUACAAUUGUAUUUCUCCCUCUUUCGUUCAUGUCGUCCUUCUUUGCGAUCGGCAUCGCCGCAUUUCCUCACAAUGAGGAAAGCGGAGAAGUCAACUGGCCUUUGGAAACCAUAAUAGGCCUUCUGUUCGGCGUCUCGUUAUGCGUGUCUAUACCCUUGAUCAUAUUUGCCCUCAACAUGGACUACUUCGCCUCCGUCUACAAGGAGUUACGGAACAAUUAUCUCCCUGUCAUAGGCACCAAUUUGAUACCUAUGCUUCCACCACUUGGACCAAGCAGCGAUCCCACUGCUUAUCGCAGACGAUGGACAGGACUACUACAGGAGCAACGAGAGAACUACAUGAAGAACGAGGACUUGGCAGUGGCAGGACUCAGAGUUGAAGAUGGAGACUCUGCCCUUGUGAAGCCAGCUGUCAGCUUUCCUUCAACAGCGUCGUCACACACGUUCAUAGAGAAAGACGAGAGCGAUUUUCCGUCCCACACGAGGACAAAGCAUCGCGGAUUCCGCUCACGGCGAAGAGCGCCAGACGACGAAAGUCUUGUCGGUAGCCAGUAG
Messenger RNA from Paraphaeosphaeria sporulosa, 4950 nucleotides. RefSeq lists its product as uncharacterized. The record is from RefSeq and is a predicted model, not a curated record. Gene Ontology annotation, biological process: transmembrane transport; metal ion transport. Gene Ontology annotation, molecular function: oxidoreductase activity, acting on the CH-OH group of donors, NAD or NADP as acceptor; metal ion transmembrane transporter activity; protein binding. The transcript has 2 exons. Lineage: Eukaryota; Fungi; Ascomycota; Dothideomycetes; Pleosporales; Didymosphaeriaceae. Gene Ontology annotation, cellular component: membrane. Bases 1 to 4950 code for a protein of 1649 amino acids.